Messenger RNA from Caenorhabditis sp. 36 PRJEB53466, 2304 nucleotides. The record is from the annotation of a GenBank genome assembly. NCBI's taxonomy places the organism in Eukaryota, Metazoa, Nematoda, Chromadorea, Rhabditida, Rhabditidae.
AUGCUGUCGUCGAUUGUGUCGAGUCUCGACACGUCGGAUCUGGUGGUGCUCACAUUGCUGGCCGGCGGAGCGAUCAUCUUCAUCGUCAUGAAAUUGCUCAAUCAGCAGCCCUCUUCCACCAGGUACGUCUUCGUCUGAAAAAUAAAAAAGGAAAGAAGACCAUUAAUUACCAUCGUCGCUAAUUCGAUUUACUAAUUUGUGACGUCCUCUUGGUCUUUCUGGCUUUCCAUUUCCGUGUACUUUUGUCUGUUACCCCCGAGUGAUCAAUCACAAACAAUUCAUUUUCUGAAGGUACUCGCCGACCGUCGCAUCUGUCACACCGUCAACUGUGACCUCCAAAUCGAAUCAGUCGUUCAUUGAUCGCAUGAAGAAUGAGAACCGACAGGUAUCAAAACAACGAAACAAAUGAUUGAUAAGAGAGAUUGUGAGUGCAGGUGCUCAUCAUGUACGGAUCGCAAACGGGAACCGCCGAAGAGAUGUCGGGGCGUCUGGCCAAGGAUCUGACAAGAUACUCGAAGAAGGCGGUCGUCGUCGACCCGGAGGAUAUUGAGUGCGAAGAUCUGAACCGACUGACAGAAGUGGAAGACGCGCUGCUCGUGCUGUGCAUCGCCACGUACGGAGAGGGAGAUCCGACUGAUAAUGCGGUGGCCCUCGUCGAAUAUCUAAAUGCCGGCGACUGCGAUCUCUCCGGGGUGCGCUUCGCCGUUUUCGGACUCGGAAACAAGACGUACGAGCACUUCAACGCCAUCGGAAAGCAAAUGGAUCAGCAACUCGAGAAGCUCGGCGCCAAGAGAAUCUUCCAUCUGGGACUGGGAGACGACGACGCCAACCUCGAGGAGGACUUUAUGAUCUGGAGAGAAGCAUUCCUGCCAAAAGUGGCCGAGGAGUUUGGAUGGGAACUGAACACGGAGGCGGAGACGAUGCGGCAGUAUCAGCUGGAGCCGGUCGAGGAGGGAAAAGCUCUUUUCCGCGGAGAAUUCGGAAGACUGGGUGCCUACGAGAGACCUCGCCCGCCGUUCGACGUCAAGAAUCCGUAUUUGGCUACCGUGGUGAUGAACGACGAAUUGCACACGGAUCAGUCGGAUCGUAGCUGUCGGCACAUUGAGUUUUCCGUUGAAGGUAGUCAAAAACGAGCUGUUUGCAACUCAUAAAUUCCUCUUUUCAGGCUCCCGUAUCCGUUACGAAGCCGGAGACCAUCUGGCCGUCUUCCCAACUAACGACCCAAUUCUCGUUGAUCGCCUCAUCGCCAUGCUCGAAUUCGAUCCGGAUCAGGCGUUCCGUCUUGUGAAUGUCGACGAAGAUGCCUCUAAGAGACACCCGUUCCCGUGCCCGACCACUUUCCGCACCGCCCUUUCCCACUACGUCGACAUCAAUGCUCCGGUCAAAUCGCACGUUCUGAAGGCAAUCAGUGAAUACUGCAGCGACGAGAGCGAGAAGGAAUUCCUGUCGAAACUGGCGACCGCCAACGAGGAAGGAUUGAAGGAGUACGCGCGGUACAUUGUCAAGGAACGCCGCUCCGUCGUCGACGUGCUGACCGAUCAGAAGUCGUGCAAGCCGCCAAUCGAGUACCUUCUCGAGUUGCUGCCACGUCUUCAGGCCCGUUACUACAGCAUCGCUUCGUCCCCGAGACUCUGCGAAGAGAAGAUCGCCGUGUGCGCCGUCAUCACCAAGUACACGAUCGGAGACCGUCUGAUCAACGGAGUGUGCACUCGCUACCUGACGACCAAGGAAGUCGGCUCGAAGUCGCCGGUGUUCGUCAGAAAGUCGACGAUGCGUCUUCCGCACAGAACGUCCACCCAAGUGAUCAUGAUCGGCCCAGGCACUGGAUUUGCUCCGUUCCGAGGCUUCCUACAGGACAGACAAUUCCACAAGAACGCCGGAAAGGAGGUCGGCGCAAUGCACCUUUACUACGGAUGCCGUCAUCCGGACCACGACUACAUUUACCGUGAAGAACUGGCCAAGUUCCAAGAGGACCAGGUGCUCACUCAUCUCGAAUGCGCCUUCUCCAGAGCUCAAGAGAAGAAGGUAUCACAAUCCUUCUGUGAUGUUCCCUUACCUAACCGAUCUCUUCUUCAGGUGUACGUCCAGGACCGUCUCUGGGACACUCGCGACCGCAUCUGGGAGGCGAUCAACGGCGGAGCUCACGUCUACAUCUGCGGAGACGCCCGAAACAUGGCCCGCGACGUGCAGGCGACUCUCCAGAAGAUCUUCCGAGAAAUCGGAGGAAAGUCGGACACGGAAGCCGUCGCCUACUUUAAAGACAUGGAGAAGACGAAGCGUUACCAGGCCGAUGUCUGGUCAUAA